Molecule: messenger RNA, 1029 nt
Organism: Penicillium daleae
Lineage: Eukaryota; Fungi; Ascomycota; Eurotiomycetes; Eurotiales; Aspergillaceae
Product: NAD(P)-dependent alcohol dehydrogenase
Exons: 1
Coding region: 1-1029 (342 amino acids)
Molecular function (GO): oxidoreductase activity; zinc ion binding
Source: RefSeq, a predicted model, not a curated record
AUGAAAGCCUGGCUCUACUCGAAUACCUCCGGCGGCCUGGAGAAUAACCUCCACCUCGACACAACAGCCCGCGCACCCCCAGCCCCGCAAGGCUCCCAAGUCCUAAUCCAAGUCCUCUCCGCAUCCAUCAACCCAGCCGACCAGAAAGUCCCUGAACUGGGUCUCCCCGCACGACUGUACAUCGGCACGCCCGCGUCCCCGGGGAUGGACUUUUGCGGCCGGGUCGUUACGACGGGUCCGCUGGCGCGGCAUCUCCGGGAGGGACAGCUUGUUUUUGGGUCUGCGGCGCAUCCGGUUAAGUUCGGUUCGCUGGCGGAGUAUACCAUCGUGACGGCGGAGCAGGUUGCUGUUGUCCCCGAGGGGGUGAAGGUUGAUUCCGCGGCUGCAGUGGGGAUUGCGGGCCAGACUGCUUUACAGAGUCUGGAGGGGUAUGUGCGUGCUGGUGAUAAGGUGUUGAUUAAUGGGGCGUCGGGUGGGUGUGGGACAUUUGAGAUUCAGAUUGCCAAGCAAAUGGGGUGUCAUGUUACGGCGAUAUGUUCGACGAGGAAUAUGGAGCUGUGUUUGCGGCUGGGCGCGGAUGAGGUUCUUGAUUAUACGGCGGAGCGGGAUCUUGUGGGGACGUUGAAGACGAGGGGCAUUGUGUUUGAUCAUAUUCUUGAUCAUAUUGGGACGCCGGCGGAGAUGUAUUAUCAGUGUCAUAACUUUUUGAAGGAGGAUGGGGUGUUUGUACAGGUUGGGGCGUCGAGUAUGACGACGCAGGCUGGGCGAUUGGCAUGGCCGGCGUUCCUUGGGGGUGGAAGGAGGAGGUAUGUUGUGUUGAUGUAUAAGCCUGUUCAGAGGCAGUUGGUGCAGUUGGGAGAGUGGCUGCAAGAAGGCGUGGUCAAGGUGCAGGUCGAUAGCGUGUUUGAGUUUGCGGAUGUGGUGAAGGCAUUUGAGAAGCUUCGCUCGGGGCGAGCGAGGGGAAAGAUUAUGGUGCAUGUGGGAAAGGAUCAAGGGAAUCACUAUGAGCCCUUUGGAAUUGGUAUGUGA